AUGGGGGAAAACAGGGAAAAUGGGAGUAACGUGGAGGAGGCCCGGCGCAUCCUGCGCGGGUUCGAGGCGGUGGUUCCGGGUAACGUGGAGGAGGCCCGGCGCAUCCUGCGCGGGUUCGAGGCCGUGGUUCCGGGUAAUGUGGAGGAGGCCCGGCGCAUCCUGCGCGUGUUCGAGGCGGUGGUUCCGGGCCUGGCCAUGAUGCCCUCACCCCAUAACCCCCCCAUGACCCCUUUUCCUCCCAUACCAGGUAACGUGGAGGAGGCCCGGCGCAUCCUGCGCGGGUUCGAGGCGGUGGUUCCGGGCCUGGCCAUGGUGCGGCUGCGCCGGGUGAGCCUGGAGCGCCGGCACGGGCGCGUGGCCGAGGCCGAGGAGCUGCUGCUCGAGGCCAUGAGGGCCAACGAGGGGCUGCCCCUGGGCUCCUUCUACGCCGUCAAACUGGCCCGGCAGGUCUGCAAAGUGCAGAAGAACCUGGGCAAGGCCCGCAAGGUGCUCGUGGAGGCCCUGGAGAAGGACCCGGAGAACGCCCGGCUCCACGCCAACCUGCUGGAGAUGGAGUUCGGGGCCGACGUGGGGCAGAACGAGGGGAACACCCUGAGCUGCUUCGAGCGCGCCCUGCGCAGCCCCCUCAGCGACGACGCCAAACUGCUCUUCUCCCAGCGCAGGGUCGAGUUCCUCGAGGACUUCGGCUCCAGCAUCCACAGCCUGCUCAAGGCCUACGACGAGCACCAGAAGAUCCUCAAGGCCCACGCGGCGCGGAAACGACCCCCCGAGAACGGGUCGGAGGAGCCCGAGGACAAGCGGCUCCGGCCCGAGGACCCCUCGGGGCUCUUGGGGGGCCCCCUCGGCUUCGGGGGGGGGGGGGAGCCCAACCCCUCCUACAGCAACUACUGGUACCAGCAGGGAUACGGCUCCUACGGCUACCAGAGCCCCUGGAAUUAUGGCCACUACUACGGGCAGAGCUGAGGGACCCCCACCCCCCUCCCUGUACAGUUCUUGGCCCCCCCACCCCAAAAUUUGGGGAGGGGGGGGUUGUAAAUAAAGGAGAGGCUCUUGAGGA
Messenger RNA from Chiroxiphia lanceolata (lance-tailed manakin), 1057 nucleotides. Its product is annotated as pre-mRNA-processing factor 39-like. Gene Ontology annotation, biological process: mRNA 5'-splice site recognition. Gene Ontology annotation, cellular component: U1 snRNP; commitment complex; U2-type prespliceosome. The transcript has 9 exons. The record is from RefSeq and is a predicted model, not a curated record. Gene Ontology annotation, molecular function: protein binding. NCBI's taxonomy places the organism in Eukaryota, Metazoa, Chordata, Aves, Passeriformes, Pipridae. Bases 1 to 963 code for a protein of 320 amino acids.